Boleophthalmus pectinirostris (great blue-spotted mudskipper) is the source of this 1102-nucleotide messenger RNA. Its product is annotated as nuclear factor 7, ovary-like. Gene Ontology annotation, molecular function: zinc ion binding; protein binding. The annotation marks the transcript as partial. NCBI's taxonomy places the organism in Eukaryota, Metazoa, Chordata, Actinopteri, Gobiiformes, Gobiidae. The record is from RefSeq and is a predicted model, not a curated record. The transcript has 2 exons.
AUGGAGAAGAUCUCUGCAGUGGAGGACUUUCUGACCUGUCCUGUUUGUCUGGAGACCUUUAAAGAGCCAGUGUCUCUGGGCUGUCACCACAGCUUCUGCUCCGUCUGUCUACACAACUACUGGGACCAGAACAGCACCAGGACCUGCCCCGUGUGUCGCAGGAAGGUCUCGAAAGACUUUCUAGAUGUGAACUUUGCUCUGAAGGAACUGACUCUGUCCUUUACACAGAAGGAGCAGGCUCCAGGAGGAGAGAGGCCUGUGGUGUGCUCCUCACACCCAGAGCAGACGCCUCUGUUCUGCCUGGACGAGAGGCGCGCCCUCUGUGUCCUGUGUGUGGAGCUCUGUGAACGCCACAUCAGGGGGGAGUUUGAGCGGUUACACCGGUUCCUCCAACAGGAGGAGGAGUCUGUGCUCAGAGCUCUGAGACAGGAGCAGAGCAGACAGGCCCAGGCCAUAGAAGCACAGCUACAGCAGAUCAGGGAGGAGCUGUGUACUAUGGAGCAGAACCUCCAGACUGUGGAAGAUCUACUGCAGAGACAGAGCGUGGACUUUCUCACACAGUACAGACACACUCACAAAGACACACAGACUCUGCUCUCACAGCACAGCCCACAGCUGGGACCAGGACUCCUGAUAAACCAGGCCAAAGUCCUGGCCAACGUGGCCUUCAACGCCUGGAACAAGAUGAGAGCCCUGGUGAGCUACAGUCCAGUCACUCUGGACCCAAACACUGCAGGCAGACGGAUCCAUCUGUCUGAGGAUCUGAGGGGGGUGAGACGUGGAGACAAACAACAGGUCCCUGAAAAUCCAGAGAGAUUCUGUAAAUAUGCCUUUGUUCUGGGCAGUGAGGGCUUCAGCUCUGGCUCUCACCAGUGGGACGUGGAGGUGGGAGAUCAUCCGAGAUGGAACAUUGGUUUGGCCAAAGAAUCUGUCGACAGGAAGGGAGAGAUAGAUAUCACUCUGGAAAAUGGACUCUGGUGUUUGGGCCUUUACAGGAGAAAAUACUUUGGUUUUGGUAAAAAACUGUCCCUGAAGAGGAGACCUCAGAGGAUCCGAGUUCGACUGGACUGUGAUGAAGGGAAAGUGUUUUUCUUUGACGCUG